GGUGACUGCGCUGUGGGCCGGGCGGCCGCCGCCACCGCCGCCGCCGUUUCUCUUUCUCUUCUUCCGCCUCUCCUCCUCCUCCCUUCUUCCCUCCCUCCUGUCUCCUCUCUCCCCGUAGCCAGUCAUCCACGGUGAGCUCGCCAUGGCGGAGCCGCCCGUUCCCCCAGCCUCAGCCGGCGUCGGGGGCUCCCAGCGGCUGCUCUUCACGCACGACCUGGUGUCAGGCCGGUACCGGGGCUCGGUGCGCUUCGGCCUGGUCCGCGUCAUGCACGGCGAGGACUCCGACUCGGAGGAGGACGAGGGUGGAAGAGGCCCCGGAGGCGGGGGCGGCGGCGGCGGCGGGGGCGGCCCUGGGGGGGGCGGCGGCGGUGGUGGAGGAGCAGCAGCGGGCAGCUCGGGCGGCUCCGAGUCCUGCUGCCCCUGCGGAGGCGAGGAGAGCCGCGGCAGUCCCCUCCGCCGCGGCUACGUGCGCGUCCAGUGGUACCCGGAGGGCAUCAAGCAACACGUCAAGGAGACCAAGCUGAAACUUGAAGACCGAUCAGUGGUGCCUCGAGAUGUCGUCCGGCAUAUGGGUUCACGUGACAGCCAGUGUGGGACAGUUGUUGAUGUAAACAUAGAAUGUGCAGUAAAACUGGUGGGGACCAACUGUAUCCUUUAUCCUGUCAACAGCAAAGAUCUUCAGAAUAUCUGGCCAUUCAUGUAUGGUGACUGCAUAGCCUAUGACUGGUGGCUAGGAAAAGUGUAUGAUUUAAAGAACCAGAUCAUUCUGAAGCUCUCCAAUGGAGCCAGGUGUUCUAUGAGUACAGAAGAUGCAGCAAAGCUCUAUGAUGUCUGCCCACAUGUCAGUGACUCAGGUCUCUUCUUUGAUGAUUCAUAUGGCUUUUAUCCUGGGCAAGUUCUAAUUGGUCCCUCAAAAGUCUUCUCGAAUGUGCAGUGGCUUUCAGGAGUUAAACCUGUUCUCAGCACAAAGAGCAAGUUCAGAGUGGUGGUAGAAGAGGUACAGGUGGUAGAAUUGAAAGUUACCUGGAUCACUAAAAGUUUCUGUCCUGGAGGUACAGAUAGUAUAAGCCCGCCACCAUCUUUAAUCACACAAGAGAACUUAUCUAGGGUAAAGCGUCUGGGGUGCUUUGACCAUGCUGAACGGCAGCUUGGGGAAAGAUGUCUCUAUGUAUUUCCUGAGAAAGUAGAGCCUGCAAAAAUUACGUGUGAGUGCCCAGAAAGAAACUGUGUUCUGGGAGAAGGAUCUGUUGCCAAAAAGAUGGCCUGUCUUUGUUUCGUAUCCAACGUAAAGCCUGAAAAGGUGAGGAGAUUAUUGAAGAAGCAGAUAGUGAAGAUCAUGUCAUGCUCCCCGGAUUCUCAGGGUGCCCUUGACCUCCCUGAAGGAGAAUCUGCUGCAGCGGGUGACCUACGAUCUGAAGAUCUUAAGGCCAGCGCAAAAUGUGAACUAGAGGACUCUGCCAAUGGUGCUGUAAGUUUACAGGAGGUAAAGGAAGAUUAUCCUGACGAAACUGGGAAGGGGAUCCCUUGUGAAGCAGCUGGGCUGCAGUUGCAGCUACCAUUUGUACUGAAACGGGAUGAUGGCUCCUCAGACUACAAACUUCAGUCAGUCGAACAGGAUGCUGAUGAUGAAGCAGCAGAUGACACGGAUGACACCAGUUCUGUCACCUCUUCUGCCAGCUCUACAGCUUCUUCUCAAAGUGGCAGUGGCACAGGACGCAAGAAGAGUAUCCCACUCUCCAUCAAAAACCUCAAGAGGAAGCAUAAGAAAAAGAAAACCAAGGUUUCCCGGGAGUUUAAACCAGGAGACAGGGUUGCUGUAGAAGUGGUGACCACAAUGACUUCAGCUGAUGUGAUGUGGCAGGAUGGCACGGUGGAGAAAAACAUUCGCUCCAAUGAGCUGUUUCCUGUCCAUCAUUUGGACAACAAUGAGUUUUGCCCAGGGGAUUUUGUGGUGGAUAAAAGAGCACAGAGUUCUCAGGAUCCUGGUAUGUAUGGAGUGGUGCAGUCGGGUGACCACAUUGGCCGCACCUGUGUGGUGAAAUGGUUCAAGUUGAGACCCAGUGGGGAUGAUGUCGAGCUGGUUGGAGAGGAGGAAGAUGUGAGUGUGUAUGACAUCGCUGAUCACCCAGACUUCCGCUUCCGCACUACUGACUUUGUGAUCCGCAUUGGCAAUGCUGAGGAUGGAGCUUCUUCAGUUGGUGAAAAUGAGCCCUCGGUGGGACAGGUGGCUCGUGUGGAUUUCAGCAGUAAAGUGGAAGUUGUGUGGGCUGACAACUCCAGGACAAUUGUUCUGCCACAGCACUUGUACAACAUAGAAUCAGAGAUGGAUGAAGAGACAGACCUUGACUCCAUAGAUGGUAGCACUAGUGGUGCCUCUUCUGAUGAAUGGGAGGAUGAGAGUGAUAGCUGGGAGACAGAUAAUGGUCUCAUGGAAGAUGACCACGCAAAAAUUGAGGAAGUGGAGCCUGAGGAGCCACCUGUGGAAGAGGUGAAAAAGGUGGAGGAGCAAGUGCAAGGUGCUGUGGCCAUGGCAGUUGCUGAUCUGACAGCAGACAAGUCUGGCAAAGAAGGGACCCCGAAAAGCUUCCGAGAGCUGAAGGAGGCCAUCAAGAUCUUGGAGAGCCUGAAGAACAUGACAGUUGAACAACUGCUGACAGGCUACCCAACCUCUCCAACUGUAGAACCUGAAAAACCUACCAGGGAGAAGAAGUUCCUGGAUGAUAUCAAGAAGCUACAGGAGAAUCUGAAGAAGACUCUUGACAAUGUUGCUAUUGUGGAAGAGGAGAAGAUGGAGGCCAUGGCAGAGGCAGAGAAGAAGGAGGAGAGAGAGGCACAGACUCAGACGCCAGUGGCAUCAGAAUGGCCUAGUGAGACGCCAGUGCUUUGCCAGCAGAGUGGAGGCAAGCCUGGAGUUACCUUCACGAGUGCCAAGGGAGAAGUCUUCUCUGUUCUGGAGUUUGCUCCAGAUAGUCAUGCUUUCAAGAAAAUGGAAUUCCAGCCUCCCGAAGCCAAGAAGUUUUUCAGCACAGUGAGGAAAGAAAUGGCACUACUUGCAACCUCGCUGCCAGAUGGCAUCAUGGUCAAAACUUUUGAAGAUAGAAUGGAUCUCUUUUCGGCACUAGUCAAAGGACCCACGCGCACACCGUAUGAAGAUGGCCUCUUCUUGUUUGACAUCCAGCUCCCCAACAUCUACCCAGCUGUCCCCCCUCUCUUCCGCUACCUCUCCCAGUGCAGUGGGAGACUGAACCCCAACUUGUAUGACAAUGGAAAGGUCUGCGUAAGCCUUCUGGGGACAUGGAUAGGCAAGGGCACAGAGAGGUGGACCAGCAAAUCCAGCCUUCUCCAGGUGCUCAUCUCAAUCCAAGGGCUUAUCCUAGUCAAUGAGCCUUAUUACAAUGAGGCUGGUUUUGACAGUGACCGGGGUUUGCAAGAGGGCUACGAGAACAGCCGUUGCUACAAUGAGAUGGCCUUGAUUCGUGUGGUGCAGUCCAUGAUGCAGCUGCUGCGCAAGCCAGUGGAGGUCUUUGAGCAGGAGAUCUACGAGCACUUCUGCUGCAAUGGCUGGCGCCUGGUCCACCGCAUUGAGUCCUGGGUGGAGACAAAUGAGCUGGUGGAGAGGAGCCAUGACCAUGGCAGCCUGGGAGAGUCUUCCUUUGUGCAUUCAGUAUGCGGUGUUCUGGCUGAGAGCCCUGUAGACGGUAUAGGGUCCUUGGGGGAGCAAGUGUUAGGGGCAGCUGCUGCCACCAGUGCCCCUCAGUUGUCUGAUGGCAAGGAGGAGCUGGAAGACUCUGGUUGUGGAACAUCAACGCUUCCUGCCAGUGACCCCCUUCAGUAUUCGGACUCGGAGAGCAUGGGCCAGGCCAGAGCAACAUACUUUGCCAGAGACCUCGCAGAUGAGGGUAAAGCUGCUCAAGACUCUGCCUCUCAGCCUAGCGUGAAACCAAAGAAAAGGAGAAAGAGCUACAGGAGCUUCCUCCCCGAGAGGAGUGGCUACCCCGACAUUGGAUUCCCCCUCUUCCCGCUCUCCAAGGGGUUCGUAAAGAGCAUCCGUGGUGUCUUGCAGCAGUACCGGGCUGCCUUAGUAGAGGCCAACAUCCCAGAGUGGACAGAAGACAAAUAAAGCAUCAUUAGGGACAGACAGACAGACAGAUGCACGGAAAAGAAUGGGAAGCAGGGAGGAAGGCACUAGCAAACGUUGUUAACAAUAAAUAGACUUUGUCUCACUGCACCUAUUCCUCGAUGGCCUGGUUUGUUAUAGAGAAAGCAGAAGCUCCCCAACUCAUUUUAAGCUAGCUCUUCUCUCCCUCAUUUGAGAUGCACAGGAUGGCUGAGCUAUUCCAUGUGCGCACAUAAAGCCCCUUCCCCAUACACACACACACACACCCUAUUUUGUCCCUUUUGAGCUUGAUCCUGAGAGGUUAAGAGCUGAGGCCUUCCUUUUCCAGACCGUAUACAAAGCUGGAAUUGGAAGCCUUUCUGCUUCGAUUUGUGCAAAAUGAUUCUUCCUUUUCCAGUUUGGGUGCUACGGAUGAUGAUGAUGAUGGGCAAUGCUUUUGAUUUAACAAGCAAGAUUCUUGUUUUAUAGUUAAGGAAAAUGUAUCUGACCUAACUUCAGUAAAGCCUGAGAGGUCUGUCAGUCAGCAAGCACUCCAUAGCCCACAUUUCAACUCUUGUGUCCCUCCUUAGUUUCUGGAUAUGUCUACUGCUUAACACCUCUGGGUGAGCUAAGGGAAUACAUUCCCAAGAAAAUCUUAAAGAGAUGUUCUAGGCUUGGACUGCUACAUGAGAGCCUCUAAAUGAUGAUAGAAGCUGUCUGUGUUGUGUUUCCCUCCCCCUGACAAUGUUGAAUCCCUUGAUAGGCCACCUUAAGGCAGAAACAAAGUGCUAGGCAAGCGAUGCUUGAUGUGGUCAGCACUCAGGACCUUCACUUUGGCGUCUGAGGCUCACCUGCUGUCUGUCUCAAGUAUACAAUUUCUUCUGAGCAGCAUCUCUCUUUCCACUUUGCCUUGAAGGGGAAUAGUGCAUAUAGCAUAGCCCGCUACUCUCCUGGAUUCAAGAACACUCUGCUAGCAACUCAACCAUGUGCACCAAGGUACCUCAGGACGGCUCUAGGACAACUGCAUGGUGUGACCCAUGUUUUACAGUUCCAGGUUUCACUAACGGGUUUUGCCGAGUGGCAGCUCUGACUCUGUAUCUCCAUGGACUCCUACCAACUUUACAGCAUCAAGCCUACACUCUGGUAGAUGAUGGGUCUCUCUAGUCCAAGAUCCUUAAGUAAGAUUACAGCCUUCAUUGUGAGCCACGGUUACUUUUCUUUCCCCUGUUCUAGACUGUGUAUGACGUGUCUACGUUAUUUCCAUUAUGUGAUACGGCCAGUGGUACUGGGACGGAGCAGGUGUAACAGAGGGCCUAUGUACUUCUAGCAAAUUGAUGCUGGUGGCAUUUUCAUCCUCUUGCACCCUAGAUGGGAUUAUGGUCUGCUCAUCAUUCAGUGUUCCUACACCUUUGCAUGGCAUCAUAGUUACCUGUGUACUUCCCAGUCUCUAAUAAUGGCCUUGAUGUUUCUCUGUCAUCCUUCCAGUAAAUGAAUCUUUUUGGAAAUGCUGAGGAGGCUGGCACUUUGAGUCUUGUAUUACUCAGAUAUUAGUGAGUUAGUCGUCUUAAUGUUACUGAUUAAGAUGGGGGGGGGCGGUUUCCUCUGGAAGGCUGUGGUACCCAGGCUCUUGUAGCCAAGCCCAUCAUGAAUCAGAAGUGAGGCCAUGCUAGUAAAAGAGAAGCAGAAUGAUUCAGCUGAUAUCGUCGUCCUCUAGGGGGCAGGGGCAAGGAAGGCAUUUUUUCAGGAGGACCUGUUGUAUCUGCAAACUGUGUGAAAGGGCAGACAGUGAGGGACCUCUGUCUGUGUUCCUAUAUGUCAUUGCAUUCCUUGUGCAAAUGUGGUUGAAGUUCCACCCCACACACCCCAGCCCAGGGGAGGGAAACUGAGCAGCCACUUGAUGACCCAUCAGGAAAGCAAGCAUUCUCAAGCCACCAGUCUCAAAGCUAUCUACACAGUCUCAAGAGGUGGUUACCCUCCCAUUUUCCGUAGCUUAACAAGGUGGGAGGAGCCACAGAAAUGGAAGUCUAAUGGUGCUAUAGACUGCAGAGAGAAGUACUAGAAGACUCCCUUUCUCAGAGUACACCGGAGAGCUUUGUCUGAUCUCUUAGAGACCAUGCCCUGGGAAGAUCUUGCGUUCUUCCUAGGGAUCUGCUGCCACCUCUUGCAUCCAUUGAGCACUCUCCCUUUUGUCCUGGCUGUCAGCCCCUACCAGAGGCAUGCACAGAUGUUUACAAUUUUUUUUCCUUUUCUAUAAGCUUUUGGAAAAUGUGAAGCUCUAGGCUAUGCAGUUGCGUUGAGCACACUGCAACUAUGUAACUUUUUUGGUGUAUGUAUGUAAUAAAGAGUGGCGAGAAUUUCCAAGAGACAAAUGCUUAAACACACACAAGCCAAAGCAUGAGGCAUAUUGUUAGUCUUGAGAUGGGCUACAUGAUUGUGAUGUAUAAAUUAAAAUCCUCUGUUAAGUGCUGGGGAGGGGAAAGAAAUAUUACAAAAAAAAAAAUCAAUUUCUAGCCUUGAUUCUGUACAGUAUUUAAAACCGAUGGAGCUGUCUAUUGGGGCAAUGCUUAGAGAUGUGUUACCUUUGCAGCUGUGAAUGCUUGGUUGCUUACAAUAUAUGUAUAAAGUAUCUUGUGAUGAAUCUUUUUUUACUUGCAAACUUUGUUUGGCUAAUUAAGAUGUAGUAAUAAAGGAGAGAAAGUGGCUUGCCA
This is a messenger RNA of Hemicordylus capensis (graceful crag lizard), 6804 nucleotides long. RefSeq names its product ubiquitin conjugating enzyme E2 O (gene UBE2O). The record is from RefSeq and is a predicted model, not a curated record. NCBI's taxonomy places the organism in Eukaryota, Metazoa, Chordata, Lepidosauria, Squamata, Cordylidae. Bases 143 to 4120 code for a protein of 1325 amino acids. The transcript is spliced from 19 exons.